Molecule: messenger RNA, 3575 nt
Organism: Trichobilharzia regenti
Lineage: Eukaryota; Metazoa; Platyhelminthes; Trematoda; Strigeidida; Schistosomatidae
Source: the annotation of a GenBank genome assembly
GGACUUCCAUUGUCCACGUAUGAUAUAUUUGAGGCGCGUGGUUUGUGUCAAGUGACACGACCACAAUUUCUAGGUCGUACAGUCCUCAGAGUGGUAGAUUGUCUGGAGUUGGGGUUUGAACACUGCUAAACAAUAUGCUAGACUCAAAGACGAAUAAUUUUAGUGCUCUCGGGUUUCCCUACCCAAUUUAUGUAGUUGACGUCUUGGAUAAAAAUUCGUUGGUUGUUGCCGGUGGUGGUGGCGCAGUAAAAACUGGUGUUCCAAACAGAAUUGACAUUGUCAACCUCUAUCGAAAUGAAAAAAAUGAUCCAACUCCUGUUGACUGCCAGCGUUCUGGAGGUUUGGACACAGGCACAGAAGCUGUUAUGAGUCUUACUGUCAUUACUCCUGGAGAUGGUGGUUACAUCGCGAGUUUGGAAGGUCAGAAGUGUGUAGAAUACAUAGCCCAUUCAAAAGUUAAUCUCGUUGACACACCCUUAAAUUCAUCAAGUGUUGAGACCAAUGUGUCUUCUACAGACAAGACAGAUGAUAUAAGUUUGCGUCGAAGAAAAGGGGGAUCUGAGAAAACGGAUGAAUUAAACAAACCAGCUAUUUCUCUGGAAAAAAAUCCAGUGAAAAAUAGUCUUAGUGAAUCAAUACCUUUAGAGUGGGAAUUAACUAAGAUUCGUGAAUAUACACUUAUGCAACAGACUGCGUGUUCAGCUGAUGAUUCUGGCUCUGAAUCACCCUCAGGUUCUGUUCCGGCAAGUCUGUCAGGAACACCAACAUGUGUAACACAUGGUGGUCCUGCUGGUACGUGGUUAGCUGUUGGCUCUGAUAAUGGCUCUGUAUUUCUAAUUAAUCGUUAUUCUCAUCAACAAGGAUGCCUUGCCAAUGAACAACAGUUAGAUGAUCUCUCCUCCCAGUCAUUGAUCCUGUAUCCAGAUGUUAGUGGUGGCCUCUCCACUGGUGUUUGCAGUAUGGCUUUCUCUCAUCCACAUAUCAGUAGUUCUAGUGAUUCUACAACUUAUCCGCUACUAGCUACAAUAUGCGACAGACCUGAUUGGAGUACAUUGCGUGUAUGGCGUACUGAUGGGCGAUUUUCAAAAUCUUUUCUACCUUUGAGUGAUAUAACAUCAAUGCGUUCAUCAUCAGUAAAAGGUCAUCAACAAAUUAAAUCAAAAAUAUCAGUUUCUAAGCAAACUCUUGCAGAUGGUCGGGGUGUUCGAUUGAAAACAUUUCUUAAAAGUGUAGAUACUGAUGCCUAUGACAAUUCAUUUAAACUUCAGGAUCAAAUUUUAUUCAGUCAUUCAAUAGAAAAACAUCCAUUCGCUAUUGCUUCUUGUAGUUCUUUAUCAUGUAACAGUACGCCUCCACCCUCGCCAACUGCUGUUCCAACUACAUCAACAUCGGGUAAAGUUGUUGACCGCUCGAAUUAUCGUUUCAGACAUUGUCAAUUUAUGAAGUAUUCUGUAACACCUCAAGUUCCAACCAGUCAUCCCUCAUCUACUACAAAUUCUAAGGAUGAAAAUAGUAAUAACGUCGAGUCUAUGUUAGUUACUACUCUUCAGCCUUUAUGCGCAAAUCGGCGGAGUUUUAGUCGUUUAAUUGUUUGGUCAGUUCCCCAUGCUUCUUCGUUGGGUUCUGAAUCAUCAGGUAGUGGAAGAAUCCAUCAACCGGUUCAGCUUAAUGCCUUUGCAGAGAUUACUCUUCCUCAAGGACAUUUACCUGCCUGUUUGGCUGUCCAUCCUAGUCGGUCACGCGGUCUGAUUGCCGUGGGCACUAUGGAAGGGCGUGUUGAUGUUUACUUGCCUGUCUGUCGUGUGAUGUCACUCAACGCUCCCCUCAGCGCGCUUGUCCAAUCCAUGUUUAUUUCCUUCGGGUAUUCGUUUGGCGAUAGGUUCUUGACUGGAUGUUUAUCUGCCAGAGUUCCCCAUCACUAUUCAUUCCUGGUCGACCAUCUGAUUUUCACUAUGGAGCAAAGGAAAGUGUUGAUGGGUCUAGAGUCUGUUGGAGAUAUUUUCUGUGAAGGGCAAGUGAAUUGUCUAUCACUAUAUGGAAGUACUCAGUGACUAGAUACCGAUGUUGAAGAUCCGGAUCUUGUUUCUGAUACUGAGUGAAAGAGAUGUCAACCCUGAUUUCAGCUUGUCACCGUGCAAUCAUCGUUUGGUCAAUGUAUACUCCUUAAAGAAUGCUCAUCCAAUAUUUGUCACUGCACUAACCUUCUUACGACAAGAUUCAUCAUUGUCUACACAGAAAUUUCAAAAGACCAACUCAAAAACUCAUCUGAAAUCGGAUUCCUUCGAUUUAGUCAGUGUUAGCGUAGAUCGAUUGGUUAAAUGGCAUCGUGGGCCAACUUAUUCAAUUGUUGGUAAACUAUCACGAGGACUUAUUGAUAUGCAUAAUAAUAAUAAUAAUAAUAAUUGGUUUAGGCAUAUUAUUAAUGCAAAAGUUGGCAUCUCUAUAAUUUACUUCCUCGGCAUAUUAAUGUUACCAAUUCUUUUGGUGUUGUUUGAGACUAUCUUGUCUAAAUUUUAAAUAGUGUAUCUUAUUUUCAGAAUGUACUCUGUUUGUUUGUAUUCAUAUGAUAUGCAUAUCUAUGCUAUAUAUAUACAUAUAUGUAUAUUUUCUGUUUCACACAUGCAGACGUGCGCGCGCAUACAAUUAUCAUAACCAAAUGUCUUUCAUUAUCUAGUUAUGAGUGAUUACUUACAACAGAUGAUACCUUUAUUCUAUCAAAAUCUGGCUAAUCUCUCUCUCUCCCUCUCCUUUAAUCCAAUUCAUUUGUCUAUAUACAAUUAACUGAUUCUCUGGAUAGUUUAGGCAUGGAGUUUGUACACAAGAUGAUUUUUAUUAUUAUUAUUAUUCGUUUUACUCUUUAUCUUUUGUCGUCUCCACCCUCAUCCUCAUUAUUAUUGUUGAUUUCGCUAAUAUUUAAAAAAAUAAUAAUAGUAAUUUUAUUGUCUUACUCCAUGUUGUUAAUAUAUUUAUCAGCUCUAUCAGUUUACUUGAUCUCGAUUAUUGUUAUUAUAUUCCUCCUCCCCUCCUCCUCAUUAUUAUUAUUAUUAAUAUAAAUAGGUGAGUAAAAAAGAGUGAAUAAAUUUAACACCACAGACAUUUUUGACCUAUCUGUGAUCUCUUUUUACUGAAUAAUAUUCACAUAUUGUCACAGUUUAUUUCUCCUUCACUAUUUAAAAAAAAAAUAAUACUAAUAAUAAAACUCGGUUCCUUCUUUUCUGUGUGUCAGGUUUGUUUCGGUGGUAGUGUAUUGUGGAAAUUAGGAUAUACUACUGUGUGUAUGUGUGCUUGUUUGUCUGUGUGCAUGUGUGUGUAUGUAUGUACGUACGUAUGCCAUCACUUCAUCGUUUUGUUUUCUAAUAUAUGAGUUUGUACGUUUGGAAAAAAGACACAUUUUAAAUUGAUAUUUUGUUUUCUUUCUUUCCUUCUUCCUUCCUUUUAUUUCAUUUAUUUAUUUGUCUUCUACGAUCAUAAUGAUGAUGAUAUAUACAUUUUUUGACUAUUCGAAUUAAAGUGAUUGUAAGAUUGUAUUUUUUGUUUUGUUUAACGUACUUAUAUAAAGUGGUCAAUACUUGAUC